Messenger RNA from Gossypium arboreum, 1576 nucleotides. RefSeq names its product caffeoylshikimate esterase. Bases 288 to 1412 code for a protein of 374 amino acids. The transcript has 9 exons. Gene Ontology annotation, cellular component: membrane. Gene Ontology annotation, molecular function: lipase activity. The record is from RefSeq and is a predicted model, not a curated record. Lineage: Eukaryota; Viridiplantae; Streptophyta; Magnoliopsida; Malvales; Malvaceae.
CGAAUCUUCCAAGUAAUAAAUUAAUCAGAAAAUAGAACAAACAAUUUCCUCGUACGAUUUUCCUUUAUUAAAAUCUGACUUUUAAAACAAAAUUUUGAAAGUAAAUUAAAUAAACUAAACUACUGCACUCUGCAAAGAAUCUCUCCAUUUCAGCUUUUGGACUUUUGCUUGCUGACAUUUCUUUCCUUAUUAAUUUUUUUGCCCCAUUUCCUGGAUUUUAGCUAUAUAAUUUAAUUUAUUUGUUUUUAUUAUACUUUUUUUUUCUCAAGAGGAAAAGAAAGGGCCACAUGGCUUUGAAAUCUUCAAACUUGCUCCGGAGUCAUCUUUUUUAUGGGUUUUUGUUGAAGUGGAGAAGAGAAAAAAGCAGAGUAAUGGCUAAGCCCCUUAAGUUUAAAGGGGUGGAUGAAGAGUUGCAGAAGAUUUUGGAUGCUAAUAUGGAUGAAGCACCUGCUAGAAGGAGAGCCAGGGAAGCCUUUAAGCAUAUUCAACUUGGACUUGAUCAUAUUUUGUUCAAGACACCUCUUGAUGGGCUGAAGAUGAAGGAGUCAUAUGAGGUGAAUUCUAGGGGACUGGAAAUUUUCUCAAAAAGUUGGCUUCCACAGACCUCUUACCCCAAGGCAAUGGUGUUCUUUUGUCAUGGUUAUGGAGACACUUGCACAUUUUUUGCUGAAGGGAUUGCCAGGAAAUUGGCAUCAUGUGGAUAUGGAGUUUUUGCAAUGGAUUACCCUGGAUUUGGCCUGUCUGAAGGUCUUCAUGGCUAUAUUCACAGAUUUGACUGGCUUGUGGAUGAUGUGAUUGAGCAAUACACCAAAAUUAAAGAGAAUCCUGAGUUUCGGACUCUUCCAUGCUACCUCUUUGGCGAGUCAUUGGGUGGAGCUGUAGCUCUAAAGAUGCACUUAAAACAACCUAAUGCCUGGAGUGGUGCCUGUCUUGUUGCUCCUAUGUGCAAAAUCGCAGAUGACAUGGUUCCACCCUGGAUACUGAAGCAAAUUCUGAUCGGUGUAGCUAAUAUUCUUCCAAAACAGAAGUUAGUACCACAGAAGGAUUUGGCAGAGGCGGCAUUUAGAGACAUUAAAAAGAGAGAACUGACACCCUAUAAUGUUAUUGCUUACAAGGACAAGCCACGCUUACGGACUGCGGUGGAGAUGUUGAGAACGACAGCCGAAAUAGAACAACAUUUGGAGAAGGUUUCGCUUCCAAUAUUAAUCUUGCAUGGAGAGAACGAUAUCGUUACGGACCCAGCUGUGAGCAAAGCAUUGUAUGAAAAAGCAAGCAGCUCAGACAAGAACAUUAUUAUAUACAAGGAUGCUGGCCAUUCUCUUCUUGAAGGUGAACCAGAUGAUAUGAUUAACAGAGUUUUUAGUGACAUAAUUUCUUGGCUUGAUGAACAUAGCAGUAAUACUGCAGGCUAAUCGCAAUCUCUCUUAUUUAAUUUCAUUUAUAAAUAAUAAAUGGAACUAAGAUACAAUGUUAUGAUUAAAUUGGAAUAAGGAUCCACUGCAGUGCUAUAGAAUUGUGUAAAUUAAGGAAUUUAAAUUGAUUUGUGGGAUAUUUUAUUGUUCAUAAACCAAUUAAA